CGCGAAGGCCCGCAGCGGGGCCCUGCCUGUGCGAGGCCAAGGGGCCGAGCUGCAGCGAUGAGCAAGCUCCGGAGUCCUCGGGGUGUUAGCGGCAGCUGGGGUGGCCGUACGGAGGGCCGCGGACGCUGAGGCGGUGCAGAUCUUUGGCUCAGAGGCAGAUGUAUCUUGGGUUUGUCUGCAGGGCUCAAAGUGGGCGUAACGCAAAAGUUACCAGGCACUAACUUCUCCGAGGUUUCCUUGAGGCUGAUGUCGGAACCGGGAGGACGGGCCUGGAGCGGUCUCCGCGGGGAGCGGCUGUAACCUGACCUGGGCGAGUGAGCGCUGUCCGCGGUGCUGACGGCAGACCUGGGCGCCCGGCGGGAAGCCGAGGGGCCGGGCGGUUCCGUGUCUGCGGCCGGGCGCGGUGCGCUGCGCUCGGUGCGUGCGUGACGGGCACAUUCUAACGGCGUUGGGCACUCAGGCCAUUAGUGGACGUCUGGUGUUUAACUCAUAAAAUUUAGGAAAGCCAGCGCGUCGUUUCGGUUUUUAUGUCCCGUAGGGCCGGCGCCUUGCGCUUCGGCACCCAACCCGAUGAUUUGGUUUCAGGCUCCAAGUCUUGAAAGCCCUUGACCGGACCACUGUCCGUACUGGCCCAGGUUCUUCGGCCAAGUUACACACGAAAAAUGCUUUCCUGUUUGGAAAAGAGAGAAAACUGGGCAGUCUUCCAAUGAAGAAAAGAUCAUGAUUUAUAAGGCAGCUUUGCCUAAAGAUGACUUCCCUGUUCACUCAAGAAAUCCGCCUUUCUAAAAGACAUGAAGAGAUAGUAUCAGAAAGAUUAAUGCUACUUCAAAAAAUGGAGAGUAAAUUUGGAGAUUUAAACAAGGGAAAGGCAUCUCAGAUGCAAGCAGCUGAGACUGCUUUUAAAAGGAAUCUUAGUCUUUUAAAGGACAUAGAGGUGGCAGAGCAGUCUUUAUGCACCCGGAUUCACCCUCUUCCACCGCCAGAGGUGGUUUCUCUUGAGACUCUUUACUGGGCAUCAGUAGAAGAAUAUAUUCCCAAAUGGGAACAGUUUCUUUUAGGAAGAGCACCAUAUCCUAUUGGUGUUGAUGAUCAAAAGGAAGCAGAAAAUAUCAUUCAAAAUGAGGCGCAGCAGUGACUUCUCCAACAUGCUAUUUCAAAAAACCUGUUUAGUGAAGCUGAGUAUUGAAGCCUAUGGCAGGUCAUUGUAGAAACUUUAGGAAUCGAAUAUGUUCAUACUGUCCCACUACCUCCUCAAUGACAAUAAAGAUAAGAGAAUCUA
This is a messenger RNA of Manis pentadactyla (Chinese pangolin), 1279 nucleotides long. RefSeq names its product centrosomal protein 15 (gene CEP15). The record is from RefSeq and is a predicted model, not a curated record. NCBI's taxonomy places the organism in Eukaryota, Metazoa, Chordata, Mammalia, Pholidota, Manidae. The coding region runs from base 749 to 1135 and encodes 128 amino acids. The transcript is spliced from 6 exons.